Messenger RNA from Polistes dominula (European paper wasp), 2370 nucleotides. Its product is annotated as pickpocket protein 11. Gene Ontology annotation, biological process: sodium ion transmembrane transport. Gene Ontology annotation, cellular component: plasma membrane. NCBI's taxonomy places the organism in Eukaryota, Metazoa, Arthropoda, Insecta, Hymenoptera, Vespidae. Gene Ontology annotation, molecular function: ligand-gated sodium channel activity. The record is from RefSeq and is a predicted model, not a curated record.
CUCGCAUGCGCUUUUCAACCUGCAAAUCGAUUUUUUACAUACUUCUAUUAGACAAAUCCAAAGAAUAAAAGGAUAGUUUAACAGGAAGGAGUAACACAUACGGAUUGAGAACGGAUACUUGUUCGGUUUCGCGAAAGGAAAUUGCAAAGUGGUUGCCUUUAAGAAGGCUUUUCGAAUAACGAACGACAUGAAGUACAAUUAUUUACCUCCGUUAUCGUAUGUGAGAAAUAGUUUGAAAUGCAGAUCGAAGGAAUAUCUUGUAGAAAAUAGUUUACACGGUGUACCAUACUUUGCCGAUCCUACUCGUCCAAAAUGGGAGAGAGGAUUAUGGUUUUUAUUAACGAUUGCGUCAAUCGUAGCAACUGUCAUCACGAUUAAAAUCAUCUGGGAUAAGUUUCAAAAUAAUCCAACUUUAACUGAAUUAGAUGUCCACGUGAACGAAGCGGAAAUACCUUUUCCACAAAUAUUUCUUUGCUUUGAAGGAAAUCAAUUUAAUCUGUCUGAUAUUAAUAAUGUUGAAAAAAAGAAUUAUAUUAAAAUAUACGAAUGGAUGUGGAACGAAAAGAUAAGCGACGAAACGAAAAAAACCUUGUCCGGUGUGACAAAUUUCCGCAAUGUCUUUCAACGAUGGACACCCAGAUGCGAUUCUGUAUUAAGUAACGUUAUUUCCACAAAUAAGAGACAUAUUCGGGGAAGGGAUUUUAAAAAGAUUGUCACACCUGCUGGAGUAUGUUGCAAAUUUAAUUUCUCUAAGCUCGUAGUGUUUGAAGAUAUGCCAUUUGUAUUGGAAGUGAAAUCUCUCGUGUUUCCACUAAAACUUUAUAUAGCGGACAAAUUCGAUAUGGGACCUAGUCGAAACAUUAUGCCUCACAUCAAGCUUAGAAAACCUGCAUUUAUGCAGCUUGACGUAUUUCAGACUUACGUAACUCCGGAUUUGCAAAUGUUAUCGGAUUUUCAAAGACAGUGUCAUUAUCGUAGAAAGAAGUGGUCUUACAAUAAUUGUCAAUUGCGUUGCCGAAUUGAUGAUAUAUCGAAACAAUGUAAAUGUUUACCAUGGUUUUUGAUUAAGGAAGGAGUCAAAGAAUGUUCGCUCGACGAAUAUUCUUGUAUAACCAAGGUGUAUGAUAAUUAUAUAGAUUGUGAGUGCAUAUUACCUUGUAAUUUUACGGUAUAUCGAUUAUUGGGAACGAAAGAGGGCUAUCCAAACGAUACGCUCAAUUUAUCACCGAUCAAAAUUACUUUAAACUGGCCUAAAAUGUUGUUUCGUAGAGAAGUUCGUUUUGGUUAUAUGGACUUGGUGGUCAGUUUUGGUGGUAUAGCUGGAUUGUUUUUGGGUUACUCCUUAUUAUCUUCUUUCGAAUUGUUCUAUUAUUUAACCUUUCGUACUUAUUGCGGAGCUGUAUUAGACUCGUCACGAACAAAUCAUAAUAUUGUUACAGUUCGUCCGAAAAAAGUUACAUUUACUAAUAAGUUACUUAAGCCAGACAUCAAAUUUAUAUCUUAUAAUCAUUUUGAUCACGAUAGCAUGUCUUAUAACAAGUAGGGUAUCAGAUAAAAUCUUUACAAAGAUUUUCAAUAUUUCUAUUAAUAAUAAUAAUGUUUAAUGUUUAUUACUAUCUUUUAUUUAUAUCGUAUUUAUGUAGCAUCUUUGGAGAUGAUACAUCGCACACAGUUUCAUGUAUUGCAACAGGUAAACUGCUACUUGGAAGGUCCUUCCCUUAUCUCCCUCACUCUCUCUUUUCUCUCUUCUCUCUCUCAAGCUAGGUGUAUGCAUAAUGGAUGGAGAGAAGAAUGAGUGAGUGAGAGAGAGAGAGAGAGAGAGAAAAGUAGGUAUGUACUCGGGUGUCGAGGGAAGCGAGUAGUGAAGUGGGGUGAAGAAUCGAUAACGGGUUCGAGGUUAUCAGAGGGCAAGGAAACCGAGCAGAGAAAGAAAGAGAGAGGGAGAGACGGAGGGAGAGACGGAGGGAGAGACGGAGGACGGAGUUACAUCGAAGCUCUAGUCGAACUUGUCGUAAUUCUCUUGGAUAAGGUCUCGAACGAUCUGCUCUUGGACAAUGGAAUAUAUAUUUUUGCCCUUUCGAAAUAUUAUACUUAAAAAUAUCGAGAAAUAAUCUUGGAAGAUUGUUCAAUAGAGAAAAUAUUGAAAGUAGCGAAAGAUACUUACUUGUUUUUAUAGCAAAUUUUUCCUAUUCUCGUUUCUUUUAUCGAUUAUUUUGAUCAAAGAAAUGAAGUGUCGUGUGCAACGAAUAAAUGAAAUUUUCUAACGAUACUCGAAUAACGUCAAUCAGUGGAAAUUUGUUAUUUCGCAAACUUUUCUUGGACAAAUGUUACAUAUUAAAUUAUAUAAAAACAGGACAAGCAUUGUUACCG